This is a messenger RNA of Anopheles stephensi (Asian malaria mosquito), 1325 nucleotides long. RefSeq names its product odorant receptor 67d (gene Or67d). The transcript is spliced from 5 exons. Gene Ontology annotation, cellular component: plasma membrane. NCBI's taxonomy places the organism in Eukaryota, Metazoa, Arthropoda, Insecta, Diptera, Culicidae. The record is from RefSeq and is a predicted model, not a curated record. Gene Ontology annotation, biological process: sensory perception of smell; detection of chemical stimulus involved in sensory perception of smell. Bases 114 to 1310 code for a protein of 398 amino acids. Gene Ontology annotation, molecular function: olfactory receptor activity; odorant binding.
UUCUGUUUUUGAAAUCAAUUAAAAUGUCAAACGAAUUAUUCAAUGAACUGUGAAUUCGCACCAGUGCACAGUAUAAAUAAUCUUUCCCCAAGCGGAGCCGUGCGCAAUCCAUCAUGGAGUAUUUACGGGGUUUGAAGAAAUAUCACUUUUUCCACUAUUCGGCGACUGACCCGCUGGAAGCCAGCAUGGACCUUACUGCCGGCAUCGAGACGUUCAACAAAUCUAUGGGAGUAUCGUUCUUUCGCCGUAAGCAUUCGUUCAUAAACUUUUUCUUCAUCUUCGGCAUCAGCAACUUGGUGCUGUAUGUGGUGAGCGUGCUGAAAUCGGCAUACGAGUCGCGGCACGACACUACGAAACUUAUCUACUGCAUUGCCACGUUCGGGUUUUGUUGUCAGGCCAUUAUGAAGAUUUACAGCUUCAUCAUAACUCGCCAGCGUGUAAUCGAUCUGUACGAGAACAAUCUGCGGUAUUAUCAGGACAUGACGGGCCAAAGCAACGCCGUCAAGCGUGUGCUGUGUGACAAUGCGAGCCUCAUCUAUAUCGUGAUCAAGGGGACUGUUUUAAUUUAUCUCAUACUGGUCAUCGCCACCAUGACCAUACCGGGGUUUUCGUCACUGUUUCUGGCGGACCGUAUACUACCGUUCGGAUUCGUAAUGCCCUUCUUCCGGGCGGACACACUGACGGGCUACAUAUGGAAUUACCUCAUCCAAGUGAUAAUGGCUACCUACUAUUGGAUCAUAACGGUCGGUUCGGAUAUUACCACGAUUUACAAUCUUAUCACCGCCAACGGACAGCUGGACGUGCUGAUGACGAUCAUCGGUGAGCUGGACGAGCAGCUGGAGCGGGGCGAGUGUCCGGAGAGGAUUCGUGAUAAAAUUAUUGAAAUCGUUCGGCAGCAUCAACAUCAUCGAUCGUAUUUGCAGCAGUUGGUAGACUUUUUGAACCCCUAUCACUUUGUAACGCUUGGCUCCACGGUGCCAACGAUGGUUAUUUCCGUACUCGGAUUGGUUCUGCUUGAUUGGUAUCCGGGUGCGGCGAUAGUGUUUCUUGGAUCUGUUCAAAUAUUUUACAUUUGUUUCCUUGGAACCAGUCUAGAAAUUAAGACCGAUGCUCUUACGCUGAAGGUCGGUGCUAUUCACUGGAACAAACUUUCUAUCCGAGACAUGAAGUACAUGAACUUGGUGCUGGCGAUGACUCAAAAACCAAAGAUGCUGGCCGUUGCCACGUUGCCAUUAAAUAUCACUGCAUUUCUGAAGAUUCAUAAGUUGAUCUAUUCCUUGAUCAUGAUGCUGGAAAAUACAAAGGAUUGAUUUACUUUUUUAUCA